Messenger RNA from Chinchilla lanigera (long-tailed chinchilla), 1164 nucleotides. RefSeq names its product lymphocyte antigen 6 complex, locus H (gene Ly6h). Gene Ontology annotation, cellular component: plasma membrane. Gene Ontology annotation, molecular function: acetylcholine receptor inhibitor activity; acetylcholine receptor binding. Bases 416 to 841 code for a protein of 141 amino acids. NCBI's taxonomy places the organism in Eukaryota, Metazoa, Chordata, Mammalia, Rodentia, Chinchillidae. Gene Ontology annotation, biological process: acetylcholine receptor signaling pathway. The transcript is spliced from 5 exons. The record is from RefSeq and is a predicted model, not a curated record.
UGUGCAGGGGAGCGCUGGGAGGCGGCGGGAGCGCGAGCACGAGGGGGUGUGCGCGCAAGCGGGCAAGGGGCGCAUCGAGGCCAGGGGUAGCGACCUGCGGGGCCAUGAGCCCCCGGCACUCUCCAGCUCCGGCAUCUCCUCGCUCGCCCCCGCCCCAGCUCGGCUCCGCCCCGCCCCUCGAGCGGGGUCCGCGUCUGCGGCUGCGUUCCCCGAAAGACGAGGCUGCGCCCGGGUUUUGGUCCGCAGGGAGACCGAAGGGCACUGCUCCCCGAGCCGCGCACACUGCCUGAGUCCGGAGUGCGGACACCCCAGGGAUCUUCCCAGGGAGGACGAGACAUCCCCCAACCCCCACAGGCCGGCCCCCCAGAGGACCCCUGCCCACAACCCCCGCGAUUCCCCCAGGCUUGCUCGGAACAUGCUGCCUCCAGCCAUGAGGGCUCUCGGGUUGGUGAUACUGACCCUGCUGCUGUGCCCCAUGCCGGCUCAUGGCCUGUGGUGUCAGGACUGUACCCUGACCACCAACUCCAGCCAGUGUACCCCAAAGCGGUGCCAGCCAGCAGACACUGUGUGUGUCAGCGUCCGGAUCACUGACCCCAGCAGCAGCAGGAAGGAUCAUUCUGUGAACAAGAUGUGUGCCCUCUCCUGUGAAUUCAUCAAGCGGCACUUUUUCUCAGAGUAUCUGAUGGGGUUCAUUAACUCUGGGAUCCUCAGAGUGGACGUGGAGUGCUGCGACAAGGACUUGUGUAAUGGGGUGGCCGCAGAGGUGGGGCACAGCACCUGGGCCCUGGCUGCAGGGCUCCUGCUCAGCCUGGGGUCUGCCUUGCUCUGGGCCGAGCCUUGAGUCUUGGCCUCUGCAGGAGUUUGAAGCUUGUCCCUGAGCCUGACACUGCCCCUCCCUGCCUGGCUUGAUGGAGGCCUGAGCGGAGUGGCCCAGCAUUGGGGUCUGUGCUUCCCUAGAGGUGAGACCUCACUGCUUGUCCACCAGCACUGCAUCCCAGGCAGCUGGGCUUCUCCAGGGUGUCCAGGCAGGAGGCCAGGGGUGAGGGCAGGGGGUUGGGGCCCCCAGGUCCCUAAGGGGAUAUGAGGCUGAGCCAGGUGCCGCCCAGUGGCUUGGCCCAAAGGGCAUCUGUUUACCAAGAAAUAAAAUCACUUCUGAGUCCUGAG